Molecule: messenger RNA, 1562 nt
Organism: Chanos chanos (milkfish)
Lineage: Eukaryota; Metazoa; Chordata; Actinopteri; Gonorynchiformes; Chanidae
Gene: wdr12
Product: WD repeat domain 12
Exons: 13
Coding region: 83-1351 (422 amino acids)
Biological process (GO): ribosome biogenesis; maturation of LSU-rRNA from tricistronic rRNA transcript (SSU-rRNA, 5.8S rRNA, LSU-rRNA); maturation of 5.8S rRNA from tricistronic rRNA transcript (SSU-rRNA, 5.8S rRNA, LSU-rRNA)
Cellular component (GO): PeBoW complex; preribosome, large subunit precursor
Molecular function (GO): protein binding
Source: RefSeq, a predicted model, not a curated record
CCUUUUCCAGCUAUUUAACAACUGCAUUACCUUAACUGUUUUAUGAGGAAUUUGGAGAAAACAAGCAAUUUAAACAAGUAAAAUGUCACAAUUACAAGCGAGGUUCUUCACGGAGAACAAAAAAUAUGCCGUAGACGAUGUGCCGUUCUCCAUCCCCGCCGCGUCGGAGGUGUCGGAACUCAGCAACAUCAUCAACAAAUUGCUUGAAGCUAAGAACGAGGAUCACAAGCAUGUGGAGUUUGACUUUUUGGUCCGAGGGCAAUUCCUUCGAGCUUCAUUGGCCGGUCACAUGGAAACAGAGGGGAUCUCAACGGAAGAGGUGGUGGAGAUUGAAUAUGUGGAAAAGUUCACAGCCCCUCAACCCGAGGAGUGUGUAAUGCAUGAUGACUGGAUCAGCUCAGUGGAAGCAGACUCAGAAUGGAUUUUGACAGGGUCAUAUGAUAAGACUGCACGGAUCUGGUCUCUGGAGGGAAAAGCAAUGAUGACAGUGGCUGGCCACUCAGAUGUGGUGAAGGACGUCGCGUGGAUCAAGAGGGAUGGGCUCAGUUCCCUGCUACUCACAGCCUCUCUAGACCAGACCAUUCUCCUGUGGGAUUGGAACUCGGAGCAGAACAAAGUCAAGGCGCGGCACUGCUGUCGCGGCCAUGCAGGGAGUGUGGACGCUAUUGCUGUUGACCCUACGCGAACUAAGUUUUGCAGUGGCUCUUGGGACAAAAUGCUAAAGAUCUGGUCAGCAGUCCCUACGGAAGAAGAGGAAGAGAUUGAAGAACCAAACAGACCUCGGAAAAAACAGAAAACCGAACAGCUUGGUCUGACACGGACCCCACUGCUUACACUGUCAGGACAUGGUGAGGCUGUGUCGUCUGUUCUCUGGAUAGACGCUGAGGAGCUGUGCAGUGCAUCCUGGGACCACACCAUCCGUUUAUGGGACGCAGAGACUGGUGGACUGAAGAGCACGUUGACGGGCAGUAAGGUGUUUAACUGCGUCUCCUACUCUCCGCUGUGCCGUCGCCUGGCAACUGGCAGCACGGACAGACACAUCCGCUUGUGGGACCCACGCUCAAAAGAUGGUUCUCUUGUCCUCCUGUCGCUCACAUCUCACACUGGUUGGGUAACGGCGGUCCGAUGGGCUCCUUCCCAUGACCGGCAGUUGGUGUCAGGUUCUCUGGACAACGUGGUCAAACUGUGGGACACCAGGAGUUGUAAGGCUCCGUUGUAUGAUCUAGCGGCCCAUGAGGAUAAGGUGAUGUGUGUUGAUUGGACAGAGAGCGGGUUAAUACUCAGUGGAGGAGCUGAUAACAAGCUGUACACGUACAGAUAUUCUGCUUACACAUCUGAUGCAGGAGCCUAAGACACAUUGUAAACUAUGGUUAUCAUGGCAACACAGGAACAGCAUCAUGGCAACACCAGAACAGGAACACAGUUGAUACACUAUCACAGCUACAUAACAGAGCAAAGAUAUGAUGUUGGCAAGAACUGCUAUUCAGGAAAGAAGACUCCUAUUCAGGACAGAAGACUUAAAAAUCCACCGUGGUUGUUUUGUUCAAGUUUUGUGUUAAAAU